This is a messenger RNA of Guillardia theta CCMP2712, 321 nucleotides long. RefSeq lists its product as hypothetical. The transcript has a single exon. The record is from RefSeq and is a predicted model, not a curated record. NCBI's taxonomy places the organism in Eukaryota, Cryptophyceae, Pyrenomonadales, Geminigeraceae. The annotation marks the transcript as partial.
GAAGUCUCGGAAACAGGUCGGGAGCUUGGGAUAUUGCUAGUUGAAGUCCCAGAAACAGAUCGGGAGCUUGGGACAUUGGUAGUUGAAGUCCCAGAAACAGGUCGGGAGCUUGGGCCAUUAGCGGUUGAAGUCCCAGAAACAGGUCGGGAGCUUGGGCCAUUAGCGGUUGAAGUCCCAGAAACAGGUCGGGAGCUUGGGACAUUAGCAGUUGAAGUCCCACCAACAGGUCGGGAGAUUGGGCCAUUGCUAGUUGAAGUCCCACCAACAGGUCGGGAGAUUGCACCAUUAGCAGCUGAGUCCCCAACAACAGAUCGGGAAAUA